GCCGACUGACACUCUUCCAUCUUUUUGGGUCCCCCGCAGUGCACUCUGGAUUGACGCCACUGGAGCCUUUUCCCUGCCACCAGUCAUGUUGGCCUGCCUGCAGAGGACACAGAACCCGCCCAGCCAGCACCUCACCUGCCCAAACAAGGCCCUGGAGCCACGCAAGUGUGAAGUCAUGGCUCCCCUGCAUUCCCCGCGAUACCCCAGCCCAGCUGAACUGGACGCCUACGCGCAGAAAGUGGCCAACAGCCCCCUCACCAUCAAGAUCUUCCCCGCCAACAUCAGGGUCCCACAGCACAAGCACCUUAACCGGACAGUGAACGGGUAUGACACGACGGGGCAGCGCUACAGCCCCUAUCCUGUGCAUGCCAGCGGCUACCAGGGACUGCUGGCCAUUGUGAAGGCUUCCUCCUCCUCCUCCUCCUCCUCCUCCUCCUCCUCCAGCAAAGGCGUGGUGAAGAGCACGGAGGGCAAGCGGACUAAGAUGUCCCCUGCCCACGUGGCCGUUGCCCCCUACCCUGUGACGAGCACUUUAGCCCCAGGCCCCUCCUGUGCAGCGCAGCUGGGCUACCACAGCAGCCAGAAGCAGAUGGAGGCCCCCGUGGCCCCCAAUGUCACGGUAGCCACAUCGACGAUCCCACACGCUGGCAGGAGCCUGACACUGCCCCAGUCCAACCUGCCCUCCAUCCAGAACAUCAUCUUCCAGAUCAAUCAGCAAUGCCAGGCGCAGACCGGCCAGCCGCUGUGCCAAGGGGUAGUGGUAGCCAACCCCAGCCCUGCCAAGCACGGUGCUGGCGCUGCUGGAUUUGCCACCAUGGCGACGGUGGGCGCAGCCGUGGCGUACGCGGGCGCCGUGCUGCCCGACUGCCGUAAGGGGGCCGAGCUGGUGGCGGGCUCCCACCCGGGUGGUGGGCACCUUGGUGCCAAGGCCAGCCUCUACCCCGACGGCAUGGACUACCUGCUCUGGCAGCAGCAGAAGCCGCAACAGCAGCAGCUGCGCAUGUAUAGUGCGGGCAGCGGGGGCGGGGGCGCCGUCAGCAAGUCCCCGGAGGUGUGCGCCGGGAUCCUGCGUGCCUACCCCAUGACGGGCACGGCCGACAAAGUGAGCUCGUCCCCAUUGAACUGCGUGGGCAUGCACGGGAACUUCUCGGUAGGGCAGUACUUUGCUCCCCCCUGGAACAGCAUCCUGGUCACCCCCAACAGCGACUGCUACAACCCCCCGGAGCUGGCCAAUGGGCACCGCGAGCUGGGCAUCCAGCCCUCGGAUGGGCUGCCCAGCUUGCCCAGCAAGACGCUCUGCAAUACCUCUGUCCUCAGCAGCAGCCUGCAGUCGCUGGAGUAUCUCAUCAACGACAUCCACCCUCCGUGCAUCAAGGAGCAGAUGCUGGGCAAGGGGUACGAGACGGUCUCCGUGCCACGGCUCCUGGACCACCAGCACGCCCACAUCCGCCUGCCCGUCUACAGAUAAGAGCCGCCGGCACUCUGCUCUGAACCUGGAGGGUAAACCAUUCGACUACGGACCCCCCCUUUCCCCCUGCUUUGCCCUCCCCGGCACCGCCAGGGCCCAGACGGCCGUGGCAAGCAGGGGCCCCGAGGAACGCAGGCAGAGGCAGGCAGCAUCAUCCAGAGACUCGCUGGGAUCAUAGAGCUUCGGUUGUGCAACCGGCUGCCCUGGGAUGGAGGAAAUUGCUUGUCUAUAUAGCUCAGAAAUUUUUGUUUCUGUUUCUUAAGAAUGUGAACAGGGAGGUGCUGUCCAAUUUUGCUGCUAAUCCAGGGAGAGAAGAGAGAAGGCUUCGGUGUGG
Molecule: messenger RNA, 1802 nt
Organism: Lacerta agilis (Sand lizard)
Lineage: Eukaryota; Metazoa; Chordata; Lepidosauria; Squamata; Lacertidae
Gene: FAM222A
Product: family with sequence similarity 222 member A
Exons: 2
Coding region: 86-1468 (460 amino acids)
Source: RefSeq, a predicted model, not a curated record